Molecule: messenger RNA, 1684 nt
Organism: Oncorhynchus gorbuscha (pink salmon)
Lineage: Eukaryota; Metazoa; Chordata; Actinopteri; Salmoniformes; Salmonidae
Product: vesicle transport protein SEC20-like
Exons: 6
Coding region: 23-712 (229 amino acids)
Biological process (GO): retrograde vesicle-mediated transport, Golgi to endoplasmic reticulum
Cellular component (GO): SNARE complex; endoplasmic reticulum
Molecular function (GO): SNAP receptor activity
Source: RefSeq, a predicted model, not a curated record
UUGCCGUACAACAACAACAGAAAUGGCGUCUUCCCAGGAUGUCCACGUCCGUAUUUGUGGACAAGAAAUAAUCAAAUAUGAUCUCGAAAUUAAAGCUCUCAUUCAGGACAUUAGAGAAUGUCCGGGGCCACAAAGUGUGCUGAUGGAUUUCAACUCCAAAGUAAAAGAGAAAUUAAAUCAACUGCGACUGAGAAUCCAGAAUAUGGAACAAAUGGCUAAGGAACAAGACAGAGAGACAGACAAACAAGCCAUCCUGAGUGAGACAGAGAGUCAUCGCAGACAGAAUCUGAGUAACCAGACAGCUUGGAGGAAAGCAAACUUGGCAUGUAAACUGUCCAUUGACAACCUUGAGAAAGAUCAACUUCUGAAUGUUGGAGACUCUACUGUGAGACAGCGGAAAGCAACUAAGGAGAGUCUGGUCCAGACGUCUGGUGACAUCACAGAGAGCCUGAUGAGCAUCAGUCGUAUGAUGGCCCAGUCGGUGUCUCAGAGUGAAGAGACCAUCGGCACUCUGGCUACAUCUUCAAGAACAGUCCUGGAAACGGAUGAAGAGUUCAAAUCCAUGACAGGAACCAUACAUUUGGGAAGGAAACUGAUCUCGAAGUAUAAUCGACGAGAAUUGACUGACAAACUACUAAUCUUUCUAGCAGUAGCUUUGUUUUUAGCCACUGUCUUGUACAUUUUGAAAAAAAGGCUGUUCCCAUUCAUUUAGAGGAAAUUGUAAGCAAUUGCCAGUUUUGUCCUUUGAUAUUACUCCCCAAAACGACAUCUGUAAUGUCACUGCAGUCAUGCUGCAUUUCUAACCUUUCAAUGUCUUUCUUGCCCUACUACUGCCUUGUGCAUGGCCAUUUUGCAUCUUCAAAACUGUCUGACAUGCAUUAUCUAAUACCACAGAGGAAUGACCUUUAAUGGUAAACUCACCGCAGAUGUUGAGAUGAGCGUGAUGAAAGGACUGCUCAGAGUAUCUUGAGCAUGUGCACAGGUGCGCUUCACGCUGCUACGAAAUGGAAGCUACAGGACCAAAACAGAGAAGUUUAGCCUUGCGGAAAUGGAUCCACUUUGUCUUUACUUCGUGCAUGCAACAUCUCGUUGAGUAUCUUUACUGGCAGGAAUGAUUUUUUUAUUCCAUUACCUUAUUCUUACUGUAUAGUAUACCUCAAAUAUACACCCUGGUGUUAGUACAUACGAGGAAAUGACAAUGGUUAUUGUAUAUCUGAAACAGUAUAAUAAAGUUUGGACGUAAUGUCUGCCAAUAGUUUUUGGAUAGAGAACAUUACAUAUGGCUAAACGCACCAAAGGAGACUGCGUGUGUGUAAUUUGAGAAUACAUUUUUGAAUUAUGACUCAAUUGAAGCGGAGCGUGCGGGUUUUCCACUUUGACUCCUCGCUCAAUUAAGUCUAUUGUAAAGUUUUAAUCGCUGGUGCUGUUAGUCACAAUAAAAUGUGGUCAAUUAUUUCACUUUUUUUGGAAGAGGUAGCUAAGGGUUGAGGCUUUACCAUACAUGGUAAAUUAGACCAAUUCAUCCACUUAUGGAAACAUCGCAAUCCUGCUCUGCCUGUCCCGUCCUUUCCACCCGUCUCGCUCUGCUUGCUCCACCUUGUUCUGGUAAGUUAUUUUCAUUAUUGUAGGAAAUUGAGUUUGAAGUUGAAAAACUAUUGAAUAAACAAAUAUUUCGUGUCUUGUA